Arachis stenosperma is the source of this 881-nucleotide messenger RNA. RefSeq names its product outer envelope pore protein 16-2, chloroplastic. The transcript is spliced from 7 exons. The record is from RefSeq and is a predicted model, not a curated record. Gene Ontology annotation, cellular component: chloroplast outer membrane. The coding region runs from base 88 to 630 and encodes 180 amino acids. Lineage: Eukaryota; Viridiplantae; Streptophyta; Magnoliopsida; Fabales; Fabaceae. Gene Ontology annotation, molecular function: amino acid transmembrane transporter activity.
CACUGAUCUUACCAGUCACCUCCUCUCUUCUUCUUCUUCUCCUUGUUACCUAUCUUAUCAGUUGGGUGUUGUAAGUGCAAGUGGAAGAUGAAUUCUAAAAGCAGCAAUUUGGAGACCCGUUCACUGCUUGAUGAGCUUAGCAGCUUCAACCAAGGGGGGCUCUUCGACUUCGGUCACCCUCUCCUCAACCGUAUUGCUGAAAGUUUCGUCAAAGCUGCUGGAAUAGGAGCGGUUCAAGCCGUGUCCCGUGAGGCUUAUUUCACUGCUAUUGAAAGUUCAGGGCUUGAUAAUACCGGUGGCAUGCCUCCCGAAGUUUCUGGCGCCAAGAAACAUCGCUUGCCCGGUCUCAGAGGAGAGACCAGCAGCAAAUCCCUUGAGGCCAUGGUGAAGAAUACCGGGAAAGAGUCCUUGCAAUGGGGACUGGCUGCUGGGAUAUACUCUGGUCUCACAUAUGGGCUGAAGGAAGCUCGUGGAGCUCAUGAUUGGAAAAACAGUGUAAUUGCAGGAGCAGUAACGGGGGCAACACUUGCACUGACAUCAGAAGACACAUCUCAUGAACAGAUUGUGCAAUGUGCUAUUACUGGAGCUGCAAUCUCGACCGCAGCAAAUCUUCUUACCGGAAUAUUCUAGACAGAAUAUUAGUGAUGACCACCCUCUUAAAGAUUCUACUUUUGAAAUUGAUAAUUGAAAACCCUCGUGUUGUCUUGGUGGAUUUAUGGAUUGUUCUAGUUACUAGUUAGGACAUGUUUUUGAACUACUUGGCAAGUUUUUCUGUCUUAUCUCGAAUUUGUAGUGUUGGACAUGGCCUCCCUGUUAAAGGCCUUUCGAAUUAACAAGCUUCUUCCCUUACAAGGAGCAUCUGAAUUAAACGUGACACUAGU